Messenger RNA from Vitrella brassicaformis, 3246 nucleotides. NCBI's taxonomy places the organism in Eukaryota, Vitrellaceae. The record is from the annotation of a GenBank genome assembly.
CCAUGAUAGUGAAUGCGAUACCGGCUAACACACACACCCGCACAUUUACGCAGCAGCCUUGGUGGCCUCGUCUUUGUCGCCUCUCUUUGUGUCCUUGCUGGCCGCCUUCUUUCUGUUUGGCCUCAUCUCGAUGGUCUUGCCCUCCCCGCCCGACACGGUCAACCUCUUCUGGCUUGACUCUCUGAGCAGAGUGAUCAGCCCCUUGGGGCGUGGCUUGUAGGGCGACAGCACCACACACUUGAGGCGAGGGAAACUCUCAAAAACCGACACAACACACUCGGCAAACGACCGGAACAGACCCUUCUCUGCCUCAUCAGUGAGGUAUCUGACCCGGGGGUGUCUCUCGAGUGACAGGUGCAUCUCAAGGCGAGACACGCGACUUGACAUGACCUGCCUGCCAGCCUCGCCCUCCCCACCGUACACACGCCACUGCACAGUGUGAUUCGGAAGGGCAUCAUAUCUGCGUGUGGUGUAGUGUAGUUGGGCCAUGGGAAAUCGAUCUCACUCUUGACGCACACAGUGACAUCUCGCCUGCCUUGAGCACAGAGAUGGGCCACACCGGCAGGCGCGAGACACAGCGUAGCAUUGGGAUUGGCGAGAGUAGACAGCUCAAACGUGACACGGUCGAUGGAUGGGAGUGCACCCAAGACCUGCCCCGCCCCUCCCUCAAAGAACCCCGCCCCGUGGGAACACUGAAUGAUGGAGACAGACUUGAGAUUGGGGAACAUCGUGGGAGGAUCAGACAUGAUGUAUGAAGGCAGCACCCCAUACCCCUGGAGCCCGCCCCACUGGCUCCCGCCCCAGCAGAUGUCGAGCUCAUUCACACGUGGAAGAGCGAGUGGGCCGAUGUCGGGCACAUCAGCAUCUGCAUGCGAUUUGAGUUCGACUUUGUCGGCCUGGGCGAAGCACAGGUGCAGUGUUGGCAGCGCUGGGGCAACGGGCGGGUCGUUGGCCUCGCUGGUGAGCGGAAGGCAGAGGGAAAGGCCGUCCCUGCGCCGAUGCCAUGAGUAGGUGUGGUAGCUCUCAGUGGCGCCGGGUGAGAGGCAGGUGGUACGGAAAUGAUGCAGCGCCUACUCACAGACGAGAGAAAGAACACAUGCAGGCGACGGGAUGGACUGCCAAGCCAUGAAUGGGCGGGUGUGACUGCCGCUCACUCGGAUGAUUUUGGUGCCUCCGAUCGUAUUGAGUCCCAUCUCGACGUGACGAAGCGGCCCUCCGCCGUUGUCCGUGCCGAUGACGUCGAUGAGUUGCUCGGGAUCGUCGUUGCCUGCUUCGAAACCCCAAACGGGGUACGAGAACUCCACUUGACCCGUCAGGCUCGACAACGUACCAACUUUGAGAGAGAAAAGAAUGCAUGGCAGAAGAAGUGUCUACCUAUAUAUCUGCUGCUCUCUUGUUUGAUUCUCCUCUCACCGGAUGGUGUGUCUUUAAUCGCACUCGCCACUUCAAUGACGUGCUGGUACCUUGCGUAGGUGCCGUCGUCGUCCCCCACGAUAACCAUCUCGUCAGCCUGCACGACACAGAAGCCACAAAGCACUAUCUUUACGGCCCUCGACUCCCCCUUUCCUCCCUCUCUCCGUGCCAUCUCACCUUGUUGGGUAUGAAGUGCAGAGACGAUAUGCCCGACGACGCAUUGCGGACCCACGCCGCGGCGAGCCCAUGGACGCUGACUAUGCUCAGCUCCUCGAGGACGGGCAGCUCGUACUUGCGUGUGCGUGCGAUGCUCUCCCACAUCGAGCCGACCGUAGCCUUGGUCAGCUUGGGGAACGCAGUGGGGCUCUCCUUGCUUGGCACCUCUGCGUUGAUCUGCCCUCUCCCCUGCUGCGGGUCACGUGUGCCUUGGAGCUCGACGGUCUCGAUGGUGGCCGCCAGCUGCUCAAGCAAAGUGACGAGCCGAGGGGUGGGAGGGUAAUGCACAUGCAGGGAGCGACACUGAGACACACGACCUGCACACGCGAAACACGCAUUUGAGAAUGGACAUGAGCGAGAGAGGGAUGUGUGUUCAGUUCCAUCUCUCACCGGGCAGUUUGGCUGCGGUGCGUUUAGUGGGCUUUGCGUAGAUGUCGACGAUGGGGUGCACAGCGGGCUGGCGGCUGAGGUGGCUGAAGUGUGUGUUGAUGGUGGAGAGGGAUGUCAUGAAGGUGUGGUAGCCGAGGUACGCACCCAGCCCAAAGCCCUCCUCGGUCGUCAUCCACAGCGCCUCAGGCAGCUCCUCCAAGCCAGACCUCACCUGACAAACACAUACACCACAGAGCGCACAAAGAAAUGAUGAACAGACCCUCGACGGAGCUCUUUGUGUGUUUGCGCGUGUGUGUGGUGCCCACCUCAUCUUGGUUGAGUUUGUCCAUGGUGUUUAGGAUGACGUCGAGCUUCUUGACACAUGCUUCCACCUGCUGCUUGGCCGUCUUGUCCACGGUGGAUAUCUGGAUGUCCGCCUCGCACCUCACCAUGGCCGUCAGCACACGGCAGUGGCGGUCAACCUCCUGAACAGCAGAAGGAGAGGCGGCAAAGAGGCGGGAUGUCUAUGGAACAAAGGUACCUGUGUUGUGUGUGGCGGCCAACCUGCAUGUGUUUCUGUUUGGCGAAUGUGUCGGGGGCGGGGAGGGCAGCCUUCGCAUCCAACAUCUGCUGCGCCUGUGCGCAACAAACACAACACGCACGAAGCAUCACACAUUGGCAGAUAUUCAACCCUCGCCCUCGUCGCCUCGCCUCUCUGCUCCCUCAUUGACUCACCUUAGCCUUUGCGUCGUUGACCAUGUUGAUCUGUGCCUGGAGACGCUCCGCCACCUCGGCCAGAACCGCCAACGCUUCCUCAUGGCGCACCUCACCAACAUCCUGACACAACACGCACACGAUACACGCCAUACAGAGAGAAUCGCCCAUUGCUUCGCCCAUCCGCUCGAUGUGUCUGGAUCUGUGUCGAUAUCGUGCUGUGCGCACCUCCAUCUCGACGUCGUCAGGCGUCAGUGGCUUGGUCCUGGCCUUCUUGACGUCCUUCCUCCCCUUGUUCUUGCCCUCCUUCUUGACCGCCGCCUUUGCCGGACGUCGGGCAUGACCAUAGUCCUCCCAGCUGUCGGAACAGUCGUCUGAAUCCAUGCUGCUGCUGUCGGAGAACAAGUAGCGCUUGCGAUCACCACCACCACCACCACCAGCAGCGGCGGCGGAUGAGGCGGCCAUGGCAGCCUUGCGCAUGGGACGAGCCGGACGGUCCUUGACGUCCAUCGUGCAACGAGGAGAGAAAAUGGG